Aspergillus pseudoviridinutans is the source of this 399-nucleotide messenger RNA. Its product is annotated as DUF4267 domain-containing protein. NCBI's taxonomy places the organism in Eukaryota, Fungi, Ascomycota, Eurotiomycetes, Eurotiales, Aspergillaceae. The transcript has a single exon. The record is from RefSeq and is a predicted model, not a curated record. Bases 1 to 399 code for a protein of 132 amino acids.
AUGUCUCAAUCACCUUAUAUCUCGCUCCUCACCACCGUCUUGGGAAUCAUCCCCAUCGGUUUUGGCGUCAACGCCAUCCUGCGUCCCGCCCAUGCCUUGACCUUCUUCGAGUUUGAACCACCCGUCGCUCCCGGAGACCGAAGCCUCGUCGACAGCCUGAUGAUAGUAUAUGGCGCGAGGGAUAUUUUCAUGGGCCUCGCCGUCUACGCUGCCGGGUUUUUCGGCACUCGCAAGUCCCUCGGUUGGACUUUGAUCGCAACCAGCGGUGUCGCCGUUGCCGACGGGGCUGUGUGCUGGAGCCAGGGCCAUGGACAUUGGAAUCACUGGGGAUAUGUUCCUGUCCUUGCCAUUAUCGGAGGCCUUCUGGUCCGUCAGUCCGACCGCAAAGAUAGAUUGUAA